AGUUUAGUGAAAUCAUCCGGAUAAGAUGCUGGCCUUUCUAUUCGCGCUAGUGCCACUAGUAAUUGUUAACUCUGUAAUCGGUCAAGAAUUUGAUUCUUAUCGGCUACCGAAUAACACCCGGCCAGAAUCGUAUAAUCUGAGCAUUCAGACCUGGAUCGACGAUGCUAAUUUGACAUUCGUCGGAUCCGUGCGCAUUGGAAUUGUAGCUGUUGAAUCGACCAAUUUUAUUCGGCUACAUCAUGAUGUCCAACAAAUCCAAAGUGUUCAAGUGUUAUCAGCAGACGAGACUCCGAUCACUAUCGGCGACCAUUCGUACAAUACGCAAUUUGACUUUCUGACCAUACCGGUAAUUGGAAGUAAUUUGACGCAAGGAACGAGAUAUUUCGUGGACAUAGAGUACGUUGGAUUCAUGAAUUCGUUCAGUGGAUUUUAUCGCUCCUUUUAUGACAUUGGUGCAACACGUAUUUGGUUUGCAUCCACCCAAUUUGAAGCUACGUAUGCGCGUAGUGCAUUUCCAUGCUAUGACGAACCUCAGUUGAAAUCCAACUUUACUAUUCGCAUCACGCACGCAUCUUCUUAUUCAGCCCUGUCGAACAUGCCAGUUAGAAUUGUAACUCCGAAUUCUGAUGGGUCUGCAACGACGGAAUUCGAAACAACACCGCCUAUGUCAACUUAUCUUAUCGCCUUUCACGUUUCUGAUUUUCCGAGUGUAACAAGCCCCACACCCGGAUCGAUACCACAGAGAAUAUUUUCAAGGUCAACUGCAAUCAAUGCAACAAGUUUAACUUUGGAAACUGGCAGCUCGGUUUUGGAUGCGUUGAUCGACUAUAUUGGAGUCGAUUACUCGCUACCAAAAUUAGAUCAUGUCUCCGUACCUGGUUUUCCUUCUGGAGCAAUGGAAAAUUUUGGACUAAUUACUUAUGCUGAAUUUUUCUCCCUCUUCGAUGAAAGCACUGAUUUCUUUACCAGGCACUUCGAAACAGUUCAAAUAAUUUCGCAUGAAGUUGCACAUCAGUGGUUCGGAAACCUAGUAACGCCGAGCUGGUGGACGUACUUAUGGAUGAAGGAAGGAUUCGCCACCUUCUUUGAAUUUUUGGGCGUUGACUUGAUUCAUCCCGAAUGGCAAAUGAUGGACUAUUUUGUCGUUGAUGUGAAUCAAUACGUCUUCCUAACGGAUUCAGACGAAUUAGCCCAACCGAUGACCUAUUACAUUGAACAUCCAGUUGAUAUUGAUUUUCAUUUCAACAGCAUCGCGUACAGUAAAGCCGCGGCAGUACUAAGAAUGUUUUGGUUAACAUUCGGAGAAAAUACGUUCAUGAGGGCUUUGACUUGGUACCUGGAGGACAAUGCAUAUUCGGAUGCUGGUGAACAAGAACUCUUUAAUGCAUUGCAAGAGUCGGUUCAGUUAGAAACUGAGUCGAUUAUACCACCUACUGUCGAUGUUCCGACAAUUAUGGCAACAUGGACUAGACAGCCAGGGUUCCCACUUAUAACAGUAGUGCGAAACUAUGACGACAGAACCGAUCAAGUCACACUAAGGCAACAGAGAUAUUAUUCCUUCCCACCAACCGAGACAGAAAAUACGACUUGGUGGGUGCCAUACAAUUUGGUUACUCCCAACAAUCCGGGCUUUGAAAAUGUUCGCGCAGAUGGUUGGAUACCUCAAAACAGCACUUCGUGGGAAAUAACUGUAGAUUCUCUGGGUGCUGAUGACUACUUGUUAAUCAAUAAGCGUGCUGCUGGCUACUACCGAAUUAUGUACGACGACAGGAAUUUCAGGCUCAUUUCCGAUGCCAUUCUUCGAAAUGGAUCUCUAUUCCACACAACCAACAUUGCCCAGUUGAUGGACGACACAUUGGAAUUCUAUCGAACUGGUAGGAUAUCGCUGAUCCCGGUUCUAGACGUACUGCGUGUUUUAGAAAUCCAGUCGGAUUUUGUCAGCUGGAACCGAGCCUUUUCGACUCUUUUCUUCAUUAGUCAAAACUUCAGGGGUCACCGGAACUAUGAUAUGUGGGCUGAUUUUGUGCGCAGUCUAACAGAAGAAUUGUAUGAUUCCAUAGGAGUAGAAGACACCCCAGGCGAACCGAUUUUACGGAAGUUUGCUCGGGAAUCGAUCGUUCAUUUAGCAUGUCAAAUGGGUUCAGUGCACUGUCGAAGCGAUGCCAAUCGACAACUACGUCGCCACUUAGAAACUGGUGAAGAGUUCCAUCAAAACAUUCGACACACGUUAAUGUGUGCAUCGUUGCGAAGUGCAACAAGAACCGACUUCCAUUCAAUGUGGAAUCGGCUUAUGUCGUUGCCAUUGGAGUAUUUCAGUGAAAGAACUGAAAUAAUCGAAUGGUUGGCUUGUUCGCAGUCUCGCGUCUUGUUGAAUGAAUUUGUUAGAUCGUCGAUCAACUCGACCAAUUCUAACAAUGUCGAGUACACCUAUUUCGAGCAGUACAGCGUUUUCAAUGCAAUCGUUCGAAAUGCUGGUAAUAUUGGCCUUGGCGUUGCACUGGAAUUUUUAAACGAAAAUGCUGUUGAAGCGUUCCACACGUAUGGUCAGUGGUUCGUUCAGAGUCUUGCAUUCGUCGUAAGUAACGCUGAACACGCUGAACUGUUCCUUACAUUCCAACACAUCUUACUCGAUGCGGGUUUGAUGGUUCAAGGAGAAAUCAAUUUCAAUAUGGAACAAGUUGCCGAGUCUGCGAAAUGGCUAGAGACAGAGGGUGAAGUUGUCAAUGAUUGGCUUUUGGAAAACUUUGCUUAAAGGAUUUGUGAAUGUCGUUUCGUUUAAGAAAUAAAACUUUUAUUAACCUGUCA
Molecule: messenger RNA, 2805 nt
Organism: Bradysia coprophila
Lineage: Eukaryota; Metazoa; Arthropoda; Insecta; Diptera; Sciaridae
Product: aminopeptidase N-like
Biological process (GO): proteolysis; peptide catabolic process
Cellular component (GO): cytoplasm; membrane
Molecular function (GO): metalloaminopeptidase activity; peptide binding; zinc ion binding
Source: RefSeq, a predicted model, not a curated record